Messenger RNA from Mirounga angustirostris (Northern elephant seal), 6300 nucleotides. RefSeq names its product kelch like family member 25 (gene KLHL25). The coding region runs from base 1319 to 3088 and encodes 589 amino acids. NCBI's taxonomy places the organism in Eukaryota, Metazoa, Chordata, Mammalia, Carnivora, Phocidae. The transcript has 3 exons. The record is from RefSeq and is a predicted model, not a curated record. Gene Ontology annotation, molecular function: protein binding.
GGCAGGUGCCUCUGCCCUCGGCACGGAGAUGCCCGGACAGGCGGCUCUCCGGGGCGGGAACCUGCUUGGGUGUGUGCGCCCAUGCCUGGCUCUUCGCCUGUGCAGGGGAUUUGCGUCAGUGGGCAGGCAUCUUGGUGCUGAGCAAGACGUCAGCCAGCUCUGGAGCCCUGGGCUGCUCACUCAGCAUUGGCCUUGGAGAGGUCACCACUUGACCUCAUUCUCAGGGCAGACUCGGCUGCUCCGCUUGGGUUUGCCCUGCUUUUUGACGCUUUCUUAUUCUUUGAGUCCUGCUUGGUCCCGCCCUUAGCCCCCUCCAUAGGGAGUCUCCACCCGGUUCCCUGAAUCGGAGUCCUUGGAGCAUAGGUCAAAGGCCAUAGCUCCUCUUCAGCCCAGGCACAGUGGGGACGGGAUGGAUGGAGUCACUCGAUGAAUGGCCACAUUUGGGAAAGUGUCUGUGAGCAAGAUUUGGGGAAACGUGUUGCAGUGUCUGGAAUUCGGAUCUGGGCCGAGUACGGAGCUGCCAGGAAAGCCUCUGUGGGCUAGGCCACUGGAGCUUCUCGACCUCUGGGCCUCUUGGUCCCAGGGCCAGGCUCAGAGGUCGUGCUCGGUAAAUAACUGCCAACAACUGAGUAACUCUGAGGUCCCAGCAGGACAGGGACUUUGUUUCACAGAAGAGAAAAUGGGGUUCGGGGGAGAGGUGCCCAGGGUGGUGGUUGAACGGGCACCACCCGGUCCAGCCUGGACCUGGGCCCAAGUCUCUUACCCUCAUGCCGGCUGCACCUCCCACUCCCGUGGGCUAACCUCAUAACCGAGAGCCUGGUGGCCUACAGUAGUACGUGUGCAUAGCCACGUCCCUGGUGGGUCAGCCGCCUGGGGCUUGGGGGCCAGGAGCAGCAGGGCCAGCCCCAGCCCCUGUGCCUUUCCUGCCCGGGCCCGGGAGCAGGGGCCUUGCCCAGGCAGCUCAGAUCACGUCAGUUUGUGGUUUCUCUGGUUCUUUGCCAGGGGAGGAGUGAGUGAGAGAGCAGAGCACUUGGAUGCUAAUUUACAAUGUCACUGAAGCAUGAAAUCGUUUCCUUCCUUUACCAGAUUAUUACUUAAGCAGAAAAUUGACUUGGAGUGAGGGUUGGGGGAGUUACAUACUUUUGAAAAUUAAAAAGGAAGAAGAAGAGGUGUGGGGUUUUUUGAGGGAGGGCUCAUUACCAGCAGGAAGAACUUAGCACAGGCUUUGGGGGGUCAGGAUGCUAAUGCAGAGCAGCCCUCUGAGCCCUGAAUCCUGGCCUGGCAUUGAAGGGCACAGUGGGGAGGCAGGUGGCUCAGCAUGUCGGUCAGCGUCCAUGAGACCCGGAAGUCGCGGAGCAGCACGGGGUCCAUGAACAUCAGCCUCUUCCACAAGGCCUCCCACCCCGACUGCGUGCUGGCGCACCUCAACACGCUGCGCAAGCACCGCAUGUUCACGGACGUCACGCUGUGGGCGGGCGACCGCGCCUUCCCCUGCCACCGCGCCGUGCUGGCCGCGUCCAGCUGCUACUUCGAGGCCAUGUUCAGCCACGGCCUGCGGGAGAGCCGGGACGACACGGUCAACUUCCAGGACAACCUGCAUCCCGAGGUGCUGGAGCUGCUGCUGGACUUCGCCUACUCGUCCCGCAUCGUCAUCAACGAGGAGAACGCCGAGUCGCUGCUGGAGGCCGGCGACAUGCUGCAGUUCCACGACGUGCGCGACGCCGCCGCCGAGUUCCUGGAGAAGAACCUCUUCCCGUCCAACUGCCUGGGCAUGAUGCUGCUGUCAGACGCGCACCAGUGCCGCCGGCUGUACGAGUUCUCCUGGCGCAUGUGCCUCGUGCACUUCGAGACCGUGCGGCAGAGCGAGGACUUCAACAGCCUGUCCAAGGACACCCUGCUGGACCUCAUAUCCAGCGACGAGCUGGAGACGGAGGACGAGCGCGUGGUCUUCGAGGCCAUCCUCCAGUGGGUGAAGCAUGACCUGGAGCAGAGAAAGGCCCACCUGCCCGAGCUCCUCCGGAGCGUGCGGCUGGCCCUGCUGCCGGCGGACUGCUUGAAGGAGGCCGUCUCCGGCGAGGCCCUCCUCAUGGCCGACGAGCGCACCAGGCUCAUCAUAGACGAGGCGCUCCGUUGCAAGACCAAGAUCCUGCAGAACGACGGGGUGGUCACCAGCCCCUGCGCCCGGCCGCGCAAGGCGGGCCACACGCUGCUCAUCCUGGGGGGCCAGACCUUCAUGUGCGACAAGAUCUACCAGGUGGACCACAAGGCCAAGGAGAUCAUCCCCAAGGCGGACCUGCCCAGCCCCCGGAAGGAGUUCAGCGCCUCGGCCAUCGGCUGCAAGGUCUACGUGACCGGGGGCCGGGGCUCCGAGAACGGGGUCUCUAAGGACGUGUGGGUGUAUGACACCGUCCACGAGGAGUGGUCCAAGGCGGCGCCCAUGCUGAUCGCCCGCUUCGGUCACGGCUCAGCGGAGCUGGAGAACUGUCUCUAUGUGGUCGGGGGGCACACGUCCCUGGCAGGUGUCUUCCCUGCCUCCCCUUCGGUCUCCCUGAAGCAGGUGGAGAAGUACGACCCCGGGGCUAACAAGUGGACAAUGGUGGCCCCGUUGAGGGACGGCGUCAGCAAUGCCGCAGUGGUGAGCGCCAAGCUGAAGCUCUUUGUUUUCGGAGGGACCAGCAUCCACCGAGACAUGGUGUCCAAGGUCCAGUGCUACGACCCCUCGGAGAACCGGUGGACCAUCAAGGCUGAGUGCCCCCAGCCUUGGCGGUACACGGCAGCUGCCGUGCUGGGCAGCCAGAUCUUCAUCAUGGGAGGUGACACGGAGUUCACGGCCGCCUCAGCCUACCGCUUCGACUGUGAGACCAACCAGUGGACGCGGAUCGGGGACAUGACCGCCAAACGCAUGUCCUGCCACGCCCUGGCCUCGGGCAACAAGCUCUAUGUGGUGGGGGGCUACUUCGGGACCCAGAGGUGUAAGACCCUGGACUGCUAUGACCCCACCUCGGACACGUGGAACUGCAUCACCACCGUGCCCUACUCGCUCAUCCCCACUGCCUUUGUCAGCACCUGGAAGCACCUGCCCUCGUGAGGAGCACCAGCAGAGCCCAGCCAGACUCUGUGUGUCUCUCCCACCCCUGCGGCUGCAGCCCUCACUGUCCCAGAGUGGCCCUGACCCCGCCGGCCGCCGCAGGAAGCUCAGCCCGGCCCCAGGGCAGCACUCGCGGUGGGAGCAGCGGUCUCGGGGGCUGUCCUGAGCUUCAGACAAGAGGAGGGAAGCUGUCUGGAGUGCCCUGUGUGUCCGCCCGAGGCCUUUUCCGCUUUGCGGUGGUUUGUAGGGGAGAAGACCUUCCGGAGGCGCACAGACCGACCUCAGGAGUCCCUCAGCCUCGGGGAGAAGACACAUUGCAGAGCCUUGAGGUGGCCUGUUGCAGCAAGUCCUGUUCGGGGGCAGGGAGGAGCCCCCCGUGGGUUGGGGUGGGCGGCACUGGGAGGCCUUCGGGUCACGCAACGCCGACAGCACCGCCUUGGCCUCGCCCCUCCCUGUUGUCAUUGUGAUGUCACCCACCAGAGGGUGUCCCGGGCCUCAGGGAAACGGGGUCCACCGGGCCUGAGAGCACAAGUUGCCUGGGAGGAAAUCGAGGACACGUUGCGUCACGGGCAGAAACCCAUCGGGUGACCUCAGUGGCACCCACAAAACUUCAUUAGCAAAUGACACCAAGACCCCCAGGGUUAAAGAGGAAACUCUUGUGGGCCCCUCCCCAGAGUCAGGCCCGCUGGGCCCGGGUGCACACGGACACUCAUGCCCUGUCACAGCAGGACUUGGGGGCUGCCCAUCUCCUCAGGGCCCACACCCCAAGAGGUGGCAGUGAUCCCAUCUCCUGACAGGACCAUACUGGCCCUCGGGAUGUGGCCCUGCCCCCCAAGCCUAGGGGCAGGUAAGAGCUGACGACCGCAGGGUUACUCCGGGCACCCAUCGAGAUCCCAGCAGGCCUGGCCGCCUCAGCAUGGAGGACAGCAACAAGGCCUGUGACCCCGGCCCCCAACCAGCACCAGCUGUCCUCUGGCACCUGGGCCUUCCAGCUGGCCCGGUCACUCCCUGGGCCCCAGAAGCAAGAAUAGUCCCCAGAACUGCCAGUUCUUGGCUCAUUUUCUCCACCCCCGAAGUCAGUGGGUCCCUCAUCAGUGUAUCCCCAGUGUCUGGGGUUCUGGAGGGGUCAGCUCACACCUAGUUUUCGGGUUUGCAGUGCAGCCCUUGCCACCUGCGGGCACCGCUGUGGGGGACGGGGCCGGGGCCAAACCGGUGGCUUCCCUGGCCGCCUGCCAGCUACCUGCCAUUUGCUUGAUGCUGCUCGGCUGGUCCGGGGCUGGGGCGCCCCUGUGGGCUGCCCUGUGGUGGGGCCGCGUCACAGACCCGCCGCUGUCAUCCUUCCGCGGCGCCCCCUCGCAGGACCUCGUGCUGCCGCUGGCCCCGUGGGCGUCUCUUGGGGUGGGCUCUGGUCCCGGGGGAGGGGGCGGCGGGGGCGGCGGAGGAAGCCGCUCACCCCGAGGCCCAGGCUUCUGGACGGCCGAGGUGGGGCACACACAAUUGUCACGCAGCAUCACGGGCCUCACAGUGGUGCUUCCCCCACGAGUUGUGUUCCUUCUGUUUCCAACUUAAUAAAGAGCUGAGAAAAACCGUGCUUCCCUUGGGGCUGGGGACCCGUGUUGGGCAGCCUUGGAGUUCGCGCCACCAGCCAGGGCCGGGGUCUGCCCCCUGACCUCUGCCCCUCCGCUGAGUUGGGGGGCGGGGAGACCUCCUCCCCAAGGACCCCCCGGCACCCAGAUGAGAUGGCUUCCUUUCCUCAGACUGUCCCAGCAGCGAAGCCUUGAAAUUGACCCUUGACCCUCGUAGAAUCCAGAUGGCUUUCCUGAAAAGCUCCUGCUGGGGGAGCUCGAAGUUCAAUGUGCUCGUCUGUGCGGGAGCCCCGGCUGACACUCAUUUGUGUGACCAGAGGGAGGCGGGCCAGGUGGCGCAGUCGCCCCCAGGGGCCAGCAUUAGCACCGUGUGGCCUCAGAUGCUCGUGUCCCCUGCUGUCCCUUCACGCCCUCCACAGCCAAAGCAACUCCCAAUUCGGGAGCGUGGGCUCAGGGCGCCCCUCAGAGCGGGCGGCCCAGCGUGGCCCCCGCCGCCCGUGUGCUCUGAAGCUCCACGGUGCGCAGGCCCCCCGAACCCAAACUGGCCUUGAACCAUGUGAACAAGUGGUUCAGAUGCUGACGGCGUGAUACGGCUCAUUUCUCAACACCUCGAAGGAGCAUCAUCUGAACGAGUGAGUCGAUCUCGAAAGUGUGAUGCGCUCAGAACUGCCAAGCAGGGACGCCCUCCCAGCUCCCUCCACAAACCGCCAGGCACAGCCCCUCGCGCUGCUUGUUCUGCCCCUGGUGCUGGGAGUGACAGGCAAGCACCCCCCUCGCAGGCCUGGACACUGGCCACCAGAAGUGGGGGCGGCCUCCUAUUAGGCUGCAGUAGAAGCAGCACAGAUGGUAAGCAGAGGCGUGUUUCUCCUUAUGCAGCCUGGAUGUGAGUGUAAGCGAGCCAAGGCCGGAGUAGGAUUGGGCCCCAGCCUCCUAUCUUGUUACUCUGGCAGCUUCCAUGCAAGGCUUCUGUCUCCUGGCCCAAUGUGGCCACCCCGUUCCUGCCAUCUCGUCUGCAUCCCAGCCGUUGGGAAGAGGAAAGGACACGACCAGCAAACCUCUUUAAGGGCAUGCCCCCCAACUUGCACACGUCACUUGGGCACACUCCCAUGCGAGGCUGGGCAUGGCAGCCACAGCUCCAGCCGAUCACUGAAUAAAGGGGAGGUGGGUAUUGGAGGGCAAGGAGCAACCUCGGCACCGGCCCGCCUGACCUGGAGUCGAACGGAGCCUGUCCACCCUGGCCUGCCUCCCCUUCUCUGGAGCCGGUCAAGUGGGGCGCGCAGAGAGCCUCAGGCCUCUUCAAGAGCCUGGCCCUGUGUGCGCGCCAACAUUGGGGAGGCCCGCCCGUGCUGCCACCGACCAGCGCUUUGCCUGGUUGCCCCCGUGGUCUGCACGGUGACCCCAGGAGGUGGGCCUUCUCGUCCUCCCCCUGCUGCUGAGGAAACAGGCCUGGAGGAUAAAGCUCUGCCCCACCCGCCCCGCACUGGUCACACCGGCCAGAAGGAACUGGGGCUGGUGUGCGUCUGACUCAGGGGCAGCAGGGUUCACGAGGAAGUGAGGUUGGGUUCUGUGCAGUGCUGAACGCCAGGCCGGGCACCCAGAGAGCCUUGCGGUGACGAGAAGGGCCGC